This is a messenger RNA of Hirundo rustica (Barn swallow), 2754 nucleotides long. RefSeq names its product D-beta-hydroxybutyrate dehydrogenase, mitochondrial-like. The record is from RefSeq and is a predicted model, not a curated record. Gene Ontology annotation, molecular function: oxidoreductase activity. The transcript is spliced from 5 exons. Bases 51 to 1040 code for a protein of 329 amino acids. NCBI's taxonomy places the organism in Eukaryota, Metazoa, Chordata, Aves, Passeriformes, Hirundinidae.
GAGGCGGGCCGGGGGCAGGGCCGGGACGGCGGCGGCGAUAGGCUGCGGCCAUGAGGAGCGGCGCGGGGCUGCUGGUGGCGUUGGGCGCCUCGGGGGUUCUGCUCCUCCGCCUCCUCCUCCUCCUGCUGCGGCGGGCCCGCCGCGCCCUGCCCGCUGAAGGAAAGGCAGUGCUAAUAACAGGCUGUGACAAAGGUUUUGGACAUGCCUUGGCAAAAUGCCUUCAUGCAAAGGGAUUUACUGUUUUUGCUGGAUGCUUGCUCAUGGAUGAGAAUGGAGAUGGAGCCAGGGAGCUGAGGAACAUGAAGUCAGACCGGAUGAAAGUGUUACAGAUGGAUGUGUGCAGUGACCAGGAGGUGGCUCAGGCCGUGGAUUUUGUGAAGAGGACUCUGAAGGGACCAGAAGAAGGUCUGUGGGGCCUGGUGAACAACGCUGGCAUCUCGACCUUCGGAGAGGUGGAAUUUGCAAGUUUAGACAACUACAAGGAGGUGGCAGAGGUUAACCUGUGGGGCACUGUGAGGGUGACAAAGGCUUUCCUGCCCCUCAUUCGCAGAGCUAAAGGCCGUGUGGUGAAUAUCACAAGCAUGUUGGGACGCAUGGUGAGUCCAUCUCGCUCCUGCUACUGCGUUUCCAAGUUUGGGGUGGCAGCCUUCUCCGACUGCCUGAGGCAGGAGAUGUACCGCUGGGGAGUCCGCGUCAUCCUCAUCGAGCCCAGUAACUUUGUGGCAGCCACGGGCAUCCUGACGGCCGCGGGCAUUGACCGGCAGGCCGAGGCCCUGUGGAGCGGGGCCACCGACACGGUGCGGGAGGACUACGGCCGCGAGUAUUUCACUGGCCACGUGGCCCUGAUGAAGUCCUUUGUGAACAGUGGCCUGAAAGACGUGUCUCUGGUUCUGAGUGACAUCACCGAAGCGCUCGUGUCCCCGUGCCCGAAGAACCGCUACAAUCCCAUGGAGACCUACUGGUGGGUGAGGCUGCAGGUCAUGACCCACCUGCCCACAGCCAUUGCCGACUGGCUUUACAUCCCUGGAGCCAGCCUGUAAACAGGCAUUCCUCAGGCAUCCCUCCAGGGCUCCUACUCACAAACACAGGUUAGGGCUGAUCUCUGCACUCCUUGCUCCGUGUCUCCCCUGGAGAUGCGUGUGCUUCCACUUUGAGUUAUGACUUCAAGUCAUGUGUUGUGGAAUGCUGGAACAGUAUGGGUUUUGGUUCUUUUUUUCCCCCCCCAUUCUUGUUGUUUGUAUUUCUUGCUGUGCUGUUUAAAGUUGAAAGGUGUUUUCCUUUUAACUAUGGAGGAACCAGAGGAAGGUAAAUAUGACGUGUCAAAUAUGUGGCUAGUGUAAUUAGGUCAGCAGAGUUCCCACAGUGAUAAAUUUGGCUUAUUAAUGGACUCUUGCGUUUCCUUACAAGGACAAACUGCUAAUAGCAGAGCAAAGCUGUUGCUAUGAGAUGGCUUGAAGGGAGAAACUAAAUUGGGAAACAAAAGCAGAGUUUUCCAUUUGGUUGAAAAUGGGUCAGUCACAGCCUUCCAUUGUUUUCCUGGUACUGCCAAGAAGCUCUGCUGUGCUGUGACUGUCUGCUCUUUCCAGGGAAACAGCAACAUGCCUCUAAACAGCCUCAUUACCUGGCUGCAAAGAAGGGUUCUUCCCUCCCAGCACUGUGCCAGGAGAUGCCUGAGCCAACAACUGGGCACAGCACAGGCAGUGAAAAGCCUUUCUAAUCAUGAGGUCUGAGCCGUCUCCCAGCAGCCCCUCUCCACCUGCUGCUGCUGAGCUUUGUGGGAGAGGGUUUAAGCUGACGUAGCAAACAAAUUUGGCUUCUCUUACUGCUACCUUAGGUGCCUGAACUACUCAACUGUGAUACAGACAUUGUCCAGUCAUCCACCUGCUUCCCUCUGGCUGGUAAGGGAACUGCUUGUUGGCUUUUCCAAAUAAUUUUUUUUAUUUAUCCUCUGCAUCUGGACAGUGAUGGGGCACUGUGCAGCUAGUGUGGUCUGACUAUGAGCUCUGGAAGGAUGCCUUAAUGGACACACAUUUCUUAUUUUUAGUAUUGCACAAUGAAAUCUCCAUGUCACACAAUCAUUUUCUCUGAGAACCUCUUGAUAACUGAUAUGAGCUGCUCUUGCCCAGUAUCCCGAAGGGUCUCUUCUGUUGUCCACAUGCAGGAUUUUGAUAAUGUUGUCCGAGUGCUGGGGCUGCCUGGCUUCAUGCCCCAUCCCCUGUGUUCCAGUGGUGACCACUGGUGGAGCAGGCAGCGAGCUGCAGGCACUGCUGGCCAGGCUGGGACCUGAGCCUCUUACUCUAGGGACCAGCUUUUCCUUCCACUGUAUUGCCUCAUGUGAGAUUAAGUGUCUGUGAAGAGAGUUUAUUGACUGCUCUUCCUCAUCUGUCUCUGCUAGCUCUGACUUGGAAACUGUGCCUUAAACGUUUUGUAUGCCACUGACUGCAAAUUCUUGGAGUCUGCAUGUAGCCAUGAAUGCUGUGAUGCCUUCAGGAGGAAAGCAGGUUUCCCUUGGAGAUGCUGUCAAGGCAGCUUGUCUUACAAGUAACAACUGCUAGAAAUACUGCUGUGCAGUUUGUGUCUUUUCCAGAUCAUCUGCACACAGAGAUUUCCUGGGAUUUAGGACCCAGAAGGAUCCCACUGAACGGCAGCCUAAACAGUAAUCACUUCUGCCCCCUGCACUGUGAAACGUGAUUAAUGUUAAGUAGCUCUGAUUUGCACAGAGAGAAAAAUAAACUGUGAGAUUUCUAAAGCAUA